Messenger RNA from Botrytis deweyae, 618 nucleotides. RefSeq lists its product as uncharacterized. The transcript has 4 exons. Gene Ontology annotation, molecular function: ATP binding; ATP-dependent chromatin remodeler activity. Bases 1 to 618 code for a protein of 205 amino acids. The record is from RefSeq and is a predicted model, not a curated record. Lineage: Eukaryota; Fungi; Ascomycota; Leotiomycetes; Helotiales; Sclerotiniaceae.
AUGCAAGUGGCCGAUAUUGCAUGGAUGGCGAUACAAGAAGAUAGCCCCAUACGUGGUGGUAUCGUCGCCAACGAAUGUGGUCUAGGAAAGACUCUCGAGAUCUAUGGUCUUAUUCAUGAGCAGAGCUUGACUGCCAUCAAGCAGCACCGCGAGUCGGGACCACAAGUGGGGGUCAAAAAGAAAAAAUACAAGCCAACAUUGGUACUGGUCCCAAGUGCUGUUAUAGGUGUUCAUCUGAAGGAUUCCGAUCUGUUCCAGUCUGAACUGCAAGUAUACUUGUAUUACGGUUCAGAGAGGAAGAACGGCCUCCAGGCAUUCCUACAAGAUCUGGACUUCAAUGAUCCAGAGACAACACGGAUCGUAAUCUUAUCCACAUACACCACUUUUACGAGCCGUACCGAAAGUGUACGGGAGCUUGACCCAGAAGGUGCUGUUGUUCGGGAAUUAUCUGAAGCAGAGGUGAACCUAUGGUUCAAAAACCUAAAGAAAAAGGAAGAGGAUGAAGACGUUGAAGAAGCCGAAACUGACGACCAAAACUUCAUCGACGAUGCAGACGUGGCAGAAAAUCCGGAUGUGGUUGAAGGAUCUACCACCGUCCCGGAGAAUUUGGAUUAUUAA